Culex quinquefasciatus (southern house mosquito) is the source of this 943-nucleotide messenger RNA. RefSeq names its product transmembrane emp24 domain-containing protein 3 (gene p24-1). The annotation marks the transcript as partial. NCBI's taxonomy places the organism in Eukaryota, Metazoa, Arthropoda, Insecta, Diptera, Culicidae. The record is from RefSeq and is a predicted model, not a curated record. The transcript has 3 exons. Gene Ontology annotation, biological process: endoplasmic reticulum to Golgi vesicle-mediated transport; intracellular protein transport; Golgi organization. Gene Ontology annotation, cellular component: Golgi apparatus; endoplasmic reticulum; endoplasmic reticulum-Golgi intermediate compartment.
UCGAAACGUCAAGUGCGUGUACGUAAGCGAAAAAUCCAGGUUCCAGAAAAAGGCCAGAUUUGGAGAGGCCACCGGAUAAACCCGCAUCGGACGGAGGUUUUAGAAAGGAAACAAAAUCAAGUUCAGCGCCAAAAUGAUGGAGAAGCUGGCCAGUGGAAUCUUUUGCUGUUGUUCUUCGGUGGUCCUCGGAUUCUGGUCCAAAGUGUCGAAUUAUCAUUCGAGCUUCCCGACAACGCGAGGGAAUGUUUUUACGAGGAAAUCAAAAAGAACCAAACGGCGACGUUAGAGUACCAGGUUGUAACCGGAGGGCAGUACGACGUGGACGUGGUGUUGGAAGGUCCAACCAAAGAGAUUCUUUACCGACAGAUCAAAACGCAGUUUGAUUCGCAUCAGUUUACUGCUCAGGCGACCGGUGUAUACGCGGCAUGUUUCUCAAACGAGUUUUCGACUUUCUCACACAAGCUGAUCUACAUGGACUUCCAAGUUGGAGACGAACAGCCACUGCCCGGAAUUGACGAGCAUGCCACCGUAUUGACACAGCUUGAGGCUUCAUCACAGGAAAUUCACAAGAGUCUGAACGCGAUUUUAGACUACCAGACCCAUCAUCGGCUGCGGGAAGCUCAGGGUCGUAAGCGAGCAGAAGAUCUAAACGAACGCGUUCUGUGGUGGUCCCUCACCGAGACUAUUGCAGUGCUGACGAUAGCAGUUGGCCAGGUAAUAAUUUUAAGGAACUUUUUCUCGGAGAAAAAACCGAGCCAGAUGAAUUACCAGCAAGUUAAGUAAACGGGAAAAGUUCUGUAUCUUUUUUCAUAAGCGCACCGCUACUUACUUGGUAGGAUUCGAUCGACAAUUAAGUAAUAUUAGACCAAGUCUUUGAAUGUACAACACGCUACACUAAAUAUAAAUUUAAAAAGCGGGCGAAGUCACGGUGCGCAAUAUCUCA